GAUACGCGUGUAAUCGUGCAGUUCAUGCAGUUGACCAACGGUCGUUGAUUGGAGUGGAUGUUGUCUUGCUUCUCAUCGCCGUCAUCGUCGUCAUUACCGCGUGCUUAACAAAUCGGGAACGCGUUAUGGAAUCCUGAUAGUGUAGGACAUCCUCGUCGAAAGGUGCAGCAAACGGUUCUCAAUCCCAUUGAGAGACUCACCCCGUGAGAUAAAGCCGCCAACAUGGACGGGAAAGCAUACACUGAGAAACCGAAGAAUCCCAGGGCGGGCGCCAACGUCUUCAGCGUCCUGACGUUCGCUUGGGUCCUACGCAUUUUCAUGCUGGGUUACCGCAGAGAUCUUGAAAUAACUGAUUUGUACACACCGCUUAAAGAGCAUACAAGUAGUAUUAUUGGUACUAAACUAUCGAACGCCUGGGAUAAAGAAUGUGAGGCGUAUCAGCGCAGGUUGGAGAAGAGCAAAUCGCUGAAGAAAGUCAAGGAGCCCAGCCUGAUGAAAGUUCUUAUUAAGGUUUUCGGCUUCGAGGUUCUAUUGUAUGGGAUUAUUAUGGCAAUCUUCGAGCUCGUACUCAGGGUGCUGCAGCCUUUAUUACUAGGUCGAUUGCUGCACUAUUUCAACAGCACGGACGUUGACAAGGGAUACGCGUACGGUGUCGCCGUCGGCGUGAUUCUGUGCUCCGCUGUCAACGUGUUCGCCACCCAUAUGUUCAUGAUGGGUAUCAUGCAUAUGGGCAUGAAGAUUCGCGUGGCCUGCUGCUCGCUCAUUUAUCGCAAAACCUUGAAGAUGACCAGGACCGCACUGGGUGAAACGACAAUCGGCCAGGCGGUUAAUUUGCUGUCCAACGACGUUAACAGAUUCGAUGUUAGUAUCAUAUUUCUCCAUUAUUUGUGGCUCGGACCAGUGGAGACUAUUAUCCUCACAUACGUCAUGUGGGACCUGGUUGGCAUUGGAGUAUCGUCUAUCAUUGGUGUCGCUACUUUGUUGAUGUUUAUUCCUUUACAAGUGUGGCUGGGUAAAAAGGCGUCAGUGCUGAGAUUAAAAACCGCCAUGAGGACUGACGAGAGGGUGCGAUUGACGAAUGAGAUUGUCACCGGAAUCCAAGCUAUCAAGAUGUACACCUGGGAGAAUCCGUUCAGCGCACUCAUAGACAAAGCAAGAAGGAAGGAAAUUAAUGUCAUCCGAUGGGCGUCGUAUAUUAGAGGUGUCACCCUGUCGUUCACCAUCUUCUCCACGAGGCUAUCGCUGUUCAUUACAGUGCUGGCUUACGUGCUGCUCGGAGAUACGAUAAAGGCCGAGAUAGUGUUCGUCAUAACCGCCUACUAUAACAGUUUACGGAACUGUAUGACUGUUUUCUUUCCGAAUGGUGUAACGCAGGUAGCGGAAGCGAUAGUAUCUAUAAAACGAUUGCAAAAGUUUUUGAUGUAUGAAGAAUUAACACAUCCCGAAAUCGAAGCGAAGAAUGACAGUAAAAGUAACCCGAAGACGUUUGACAAUAAGGACCUGAAGAACUAUGACAAGAAUAGUGCUAAGGAAAAUAAUGAAGAGAACUGGAAGGAAAAUAACAAGGAAAACGAGAAAAAAAGUAACAAGGAUGAUCUGAUCGAACAGAAGAGCGGCUACACGACUAUAAACCAGCACAGUAUUUCAAUUGAGAAUGGCAGCGCCAAGUGGCUGGAGUAUGAGCGCCAAGACACUUUGCAGAAUAUCAAUAUGCAAGUGCGUCCCGGUGAACUGAUUGCCAUCGUCGGGCAGGUCGGCUCGGGCAAAAGCAGUCUACUGAACGUCAUCCUGAGAGAACUACGUUUGCAGGAAGGCUCCAUUCAAAUUAAUGGUAAGAUUGUUUAUGCCAGUCAAGAACCAUGGUUAUUCGCCGGAUCGGUAAGACAGAAUAUUCUAUUUGGACGAAAGAUGGAUAAAAUUCGGUACGAUCGCGUGACUAAAGUGUGUCAGUUAAAAAGAGAUUUUACUCUACUGCCUUAUGGCGAUAAGACGAUUGUAGGCGAGAGGGGUAUCAGUUUAUCCGGUGGUCAACGUGCAAGGAUAAACUUGGCUAGAGCUGUUUACGCCGAGGCUGACAUAUAUCUCAUGGACGAUCCUUUGAGCGCCGUAGACGCCCAUGUGGGCAAGCACAUGUUUGAAGAAUGCAUUGACAAAUAUCUACGAGGCAAGACUCGGAUUCUCGUGACUCAUCAAUUGCAGUACUUGACCAACGUCGGUAAAAUUAUCGUUUUGAAGGAUGGAGCCAUCCAGGCUCAAGGCACUUAUGACGAGUUGGGUUCUAUGGGGAUAGAUUUCGGUCGAUUGUUGGAGAGCCAAGCGGAUUCAGACGAAAAAACUUCUCAACCUCCAUCAGCUUCCGUUAGUCGUAGCAAUUCACGUACCGCCAGUAUCACGUCACUGAGUUCCUUCGAGACGAACGGUACUUCGACACAGAAAGAACCUGAAGAGGUAGCUGAGACGCGAACGGCAGGCAGUAUUUCCGGACAAGUGUUCACGGAUUACUUCCGCGCAGGUGGCAACUGGUGCAUUAUAUUUUUGGUGGCGUUAUUGUGCAUACUUGCACAAUUAACGGCCAGUGGCGGCGAUUACUUUCUUUCGGCAUGGACUAAAAUAGAGGAAAAAUAUAUGAAUAAAACGGAUGACGUCAUUGUAGAAAAUCCAGAAGCUGCUUUCACUCGCAUGCAGUGCAUCUACAUCUUCACCGCGCUGAUCGUAUUGACAAUUUGCUUUACCUUAAUCCGUUCAUUCUUCUUCUUCUGGACUUCCAUGCAGGCUUCGAUACAUCUGCACGAUCGUAUGUUUCGCAGUAUCAGUCGCGCCACUAUGAGAUUCUUCAACACCAACACAUCGGGACGUAUACUUAAUCGCUUCUCCAAGGAUGUAGGCGCGGUAGACGAAUUGCUACCUACUGCGUUUAUUGACAGUAUCCAAAUUGGUCUGACGCUGUUGGGUAUCAUUGUUGUAGUUGCUGUAGCAAACGUCUGGCUUUUAAUACCUACGGUAGUUAUCGGUAUUAUCUUUUAUUAUCUGAGGAUUUUCUACCUGACUACCAGUCGUAACAUCAAGCGUCUCGAAGGCGUCACCCGCUCGCCGGUCUUCGCUCACUUGAGCGCGACUCUUCAAGGACUCCCGACGAUCCGCGCGUUUGAAGCAGAAGAGAUCCUUACAAAGGAGUUUGAUAAUCACCAAGAUCUCCAUUCGUCCGCGUGGUUUCUCUUUAUUGGGUCGUCGCGCGCCUUCGGCUUUUGGUUGGACGUUUUCUGUGUAAUAUACAUCAUAUUCGUCACGCUGAGUUUCCUCGUACUGAAUUUCUACGAUCCGGGCACGCAUGACGGUGCAAGGGUAGGUCUAGCGAUCACGCAGAGUAUCGGUCUUACCGGCAUGUUCCAGUGGGGUAUGCGCCAGAGUGCCGAGCUGGAGAAUCAGAUGACCUCAGUAGAGCGCAUCUUGGAAUACAACAAAGUGGAGAGUGAGCCUCCUCUCGAGAGCGCCCCCGGUAAAAAGCCCAACGCCGAGUGGCCGCCGGAAGGCAAAAUCGAGUUCAAAAACGUUUUUCUUCGCUACGCACCACUAGAACCGCCAGUGCUUAAAAACCUCAGCUUCGUCAUCUUACCGCGGGAGAAAAUCGGCAUUGUCGGCAGGACUGGCGCCGGCAAGUCAUCCCUGAUUCAGGCGGUCUUCCGCUUGGCCGAAAUAGACGGUCUAAUCGAGAUUGACCAAAUCGAUACUGCCUCUAUCGGUCUGCACGAUCUGCGCUCCAAGAUCAGUAUCAUCCCGCAGGAACCGUUUCUGUUCUCCGGCACCCUGCGACGAAAUCUCGACCCGUUCGACAUGUACAUGGACGCUCCGCUGUGGCAAGCUCUCGAGGAAGUCGAGUUGAAAGAAAUGGGCCUGGAGGCUCACGUCAACGAGGGCGGUUCCAAUCUCAGCGUCGGUCAACGGCAGCUGGUUUGCCUGGCACGCGCCAUCGUUAGAAACAACCCGAUACUCGUGCUGGACGAGGCAACCGCGAAUGUGGAUCCCCGAACGGAUGAGCUGAUCCAGACGACGAUCAGAAACAAGUUCGAAAAAUGUACAGUGCUAACAAUCGCCCAUCGGCUCAAUACUGUCAUGGACAGCGAUCGCAUCUUGGUGAUGGACGCCGGCACCGCGGUGGAAUUCGAUCAUCCCUAUGUGCUGCUGCAGAAGGAGACAGGCUACCUGAAGAGUAUGGUGCAGGAGACCGGCAAGGCAAUGGCGGAAGCUCUAAUCGCGAUCGCCCGCGAGUGCUAUGAAAAACGUGGGUUCACGUCGCUUUGAUGCAUCCUCGACGUUAAUUUUCUGCAAUUGCGUUCGAUAGACAUCGUGAUAGUGUGUUGCCAUGAAAGUUCCGUCGGUUUUUGUGGGCAAAAUCCUAAGAAUGUGAAAGAUGAGCGAAAAGGUGUGCGGAUGGAAUUUAAAACUCACAAUCAUCAGGGUUUACUUUAUAUCCUGUCAUUGUCUUCUACAUUUUAUUCACAUGGAAAUUCUGUUUUAUUAUUCUUCCAAUGUGUCACAGUAUUCGGAAUUUUUUAUUAGACUUAGCAGCAUUCUCAAAUGAGAAUUUGGAGUAUUGAAAAUGAGAAGUCGAGAAACAAGAUGAUUUGAAGAUAGGAAAAAUAUGGAUCGUAGAAUUUAAAAUAUCAAAAUGCAAAUGUAAUUAAAAAUUAAGAGAAAAUCUAUAGAGAAAUGUAAAGUUCUGAAGCGGACUUGAAGAGAGAAAAGAAAGUAAGUAAAUAAAUGUAGAGAAGGAUGAAAAGUUGUACAAUCUCGGAUUCGAAGAUUCCGAAGGAAUCGAAGGAAAAAACCGAGGAUACUGGGGAAAACUGGCGAAACUUUCGUCAACAAGAUACAAUAGUAAUAAUUAAUAAUCAUUUUCACUGCGACCUGCAUACAGUUUCAUUCAGCUGGUCUUUUCUUUUUCGUAAUCGCGGAUUUUUUGUAACAUUAAUGUAACGCGCGGUUAUAAUCGAUGCAUGUCGGUGCAGCGAGCAAUCAAGAAAUCUAAAGUUCGCGUAGAUCGCAGAGCAAACUGUAGUUACAGUAUUAUUACAUCAUUUUUGUAUCAGCCUGACCCAGAUAUUUCAUCAAGAAGAUUUAAGCUUAACCCCUUGGAUCACCGAUGUCUUUUAUCGUCACUGAACUGCCAUAAGUGCUAGGAAAAUUUUUUUGUAUAUACAUACGUACUCUCUAAAAUCUUUGGAGUGGAAUCCCACUCUAAAAGUGUGAAAAUCCUGCCAGUCUUGACAAAGAGUGACAAAUAUUCGUUAUCUAAAAAACUUUUUUAUAUUAUUUUCAGAUGCAAUGUAGCACAAUCUAAUUUUUUCAUUAUUUUGAAAAUACAUGUUAUACAUCCUUAUAUUUUAAAAGAGCCUAAAAUCGUACAAUUUCCAAUUGAGCGUGAGUGUAAAAACCACAAAUUUUGAUAUCGCUAUUUAGAAUAGUUGAGAAGAUUCCAAACUUGGAAAACUUUGGAAGAUAUAAUUUAGUUAAUUUCAUUCAAUCUUGAAAAUAAUUAUUCUCUAUAUUGUAAUUGCAGGAUCGAUCGGUGAACCAAUAGGUCGAGGGAAUUAACAUAAGAUAUAGUACAGAAAAAUGAUUUUUAUAUUCUCAUUAUAUAUUUCGAUAAAUAGAUAUAAAAGGUGCCCGGAAAGAAACGAGUCGUAGCGGUUAGCAGAUCCAUGAUUCGUGUAUUCCUGUCGUCUCGCUUUGUCCCGGACACCAUUGUAUAUCUGUGAUUUUUGCAAGAAUUUUACAAUGUUCCUCCUGUUGUACUGGUGCUGCAAGUACAAGGAAGACUAAAAAAGAGACGCAGGUAACACAAAGUCUAAAAUUAGGUCAGAAGACGUCUUUAAAAUUAUUUUGACAAAUGUGUUUUUAAGACGUCUAUAAUCCGAUUUGAAACUUUGUGUUGUCUGGGGCGAUGCCUCUGCUCUAGAUUUAAAUGCGAAAUACUUAAAUGCAUAGAAUAUUACAUUAUUUUCUAUUGUUCUCCUAGGUAAAUAUUUAAAAAGAACUCAUGCCUCGCCGAUAAUGUUGAUACUUGUUUUGAAAGAUUUAUUUUUUUAAAUAACUUUAUUAUAAUAAUCAGAUGGACAUCUGUUAGUUUUUGAGAUAUUUAAAUACACAGAUGUUUAUACAUGAUCGCUGUAAUUGAUUUUCGCGUAAAUACUGCAAAAUCAAAAAGUAAUAAAAUCUUCAAAGUACUUAAACGCCUUUCUCGAAAAAAUCGUGAUUUAUAUUUUCGAGAAUUGUUUGUCGGGCCUAGAAAGUGACAGGCGAGUAUCACCGAUUGCGUUGAGAACAACUUCGAAACAAAUCGAAGGAAAUCGUUCUUGAAAGUUAGAUAUCAAAUUAAAUAAAGAUAUUUGUAUCCGUGACUACUUUUUUUCGAAGAUAGUCUUUAGAAUUUUAUUUUUCGUGUCGUCCUUGUUUUUAUUAUUAAUCCCUUUAUUUAUAUCUGUGUACGUGAUGAUUAUUAGUAGUGAUAAUCACUCUGUCUCUUCUUUCAUUUCCAAUUUGUACGUUCCUAUUUUUUCCUUAAAUGUUUAUAUUUGCAUAUUUUUAAUACUAUUCUUUUCAAUAUGACGUUUUUAGAUUCUGUAAUGUUUACUUCCUUUCAUUUACUUUUGCUCUCCAAAUUUUAGCAUCCUUGAUGCUUCCAAUCUCAAACUUUCUUAGUUAAUCUUUUAUUCACGUAUUUUUUUUCAUCUUCUAACUCUUUAAUGUAAGAAUCGUAGACUAUUCAGAAUUCUGAAUGCUGGGAAAUCUUUACAUGUCCUCCGAAAGUAAUAUUAAUGGUAUGUUUAUAUCGAGCCGCCACGUAUUUUAUAAACAAUUAAAGGCAAUAGUGUUCGAUCGGAAACACUUCACUACAUACAUCAAUGUUUAUAUCGAUUCGCGCUCAAGUUUUAAUCCCUUUUCUGUUAUUAAUAGCAGUCGAUAACUUUAAGUAGCCAUUUCAACUGUAGCAUAAUUU
Molecule: messenger RNA, 6997 nt
Organism: Solenopsis invicta (red fire ant)
Lineage: Eukaryota; Metazoa; Arthropoda; Insecta; Hymenoptera; Formicidae
Product: probable multidrug resistance-associated protein lethal(2)03659
Exons: 15
Coding region: 223-4299 (1358 amino acids)
Biological process (GO): transmembrane transport
Cellular component (GO): membrane
Molecular function (GO): ATP binding; ATP hydrolysis activity; ABC-type transporter activity
Source: RefSeq, a predicted model, not a curated record